This is a messenger RNA of Colius striatus (speckled mousebird), 5341 nucleotides long. RefSeq names its product malectin (gene MLEC). NCBI's taxonomy places the organism in Eukaryota, Metazoa, Chordata, Aves, Coliiformes, Coliidae. The record is from RefSeq and is a predicted model, not a curated record. The transcript is spliced from 3 exons. Gene Ontology annotation, cellular component: membrane. Gene Ontology annotation, molecular function: carbohydrate binding. The coding region runs from base 204 to 689 and encodes 161 amino acids.
GGGCGCGCGGGGCGCCGCUGCUGCCGCCGCCGCCGUUGCUGCUGGUGCUGCCGCUGCUGCUGCUGCGGGGCGCGGCGGCCGGCCUCGCCGACAGCGUCGUCUGGGCCGUCAACGCGGGCGGCGAUGCCCAUGUGGACGUGAACGGCAUCCACUUCCGCAAGGACCCGCUCGAGGGCCGCGUGGGCCGAGCUUCUGACUAUGGGAUGAAGCUGCCGAUCCUGCGGUCCAACGCGGAGGAUCAAAUCCUGUACCAGACAGAGCGUUACAAUGAGGAAACCUUUGGCUAUGAAGUUCCCAUCAAAGAGGAGGGUGACUAUGUGCUGGUGUUGAAGUUUGCAGAGGUUUAUUUUGCACAGUCUCAACAGAAGAUGUUCCAAAGCUUCAGCCACACCCAGGUCUGGAGAAAAAAGAGGAAGAUGAUGAUGAAGAUGAAUACGAUGAUGGCUCCAGUGUUAAAAAACAGGCAAAUAAGAACCGGGUUCAGUCAGGCCCACGCACACCAAACCCCUAUGCCUCGGACAACAGCAGCCUCAUGUUUCCUAUAUUGGUGGCCUUUGGUGUCUUCAUUCCUACCCUCUUCUGCCUCUGCCGGUUGUGAGAGCAAGCCCCACAGAGCAUCAGCCGCGGGGCUGGGAGGGAAGGAGUUGGACCAAACACGGUUGCUUUCAAUUUCUCCAUAUUGUUCAUAAAUUAAGGAAAAAAAAAAGGGAAAAAAAAAAAAGAGAUGAUUAAUUUGGAAUGAAUAGCAGGUCCAGGUAAGAGGGAGCUUACCUUUCCCCUGCCAGCAAGCAGCGAGGCCCUCGCCUUCCCCUUCGCACCAUGUGCGGGAUCCAAUCCUUCCUGGGGCAUCCAAGAGUAAGCUAAGUCCUGGCUGGCUGUGUAUUGGGCUGUUGCAAGCUGAUGCUGCUGGUCCUGGGCCGCAUCCCACGCUGAGACAAGCCAUGUGCUGCAAGAUCUCUGCCUUUACUGGCUGGAAUAGUGGUUCCUUAAGCAGGGAAGCAGCUCUUAAACCCAGACCUGGAUCCACGUUUUGUCCAGGAGCCUGGAAGUGUUGUGGUGCUGUGGGGUGAGUAAGGACUGUGGAGGAUGGAGCCUGGCUCAGCAUCGCCCCAAAUACGUGCAACACGAUAUAUGGUACUCGCCUGCGUACGGAGACGAGACUUCAGCAGCUGCUCAGCCUCUGGACAUGUUCCCUCCUCAGACUGCAAGCUGUGCCAGAAGCAGAGGGAUUUAUCCUGUUUCAUUUGCUGCACCAGUUGGGAGAGACUUUCCUAGUUGGGCGCUUGUAAUGUUAGAUCCAUGGCAGAGAGGUUCUGCUCUGGCCUGGGAGAGGCUGACCUUAGAGUCUGAGCAGAUGCACUUCAUUUCUGUAUUGAUUAUGGCUUUUGUUUCUUUUUAAUAUCCUUUUCAGAGGUUUCAUUUUAAGCCUAGUUCCUUGAUUUGCCCUUUCUAGCAAGUGACCUCUCCUUUGGAAGAAGCUGAGAAUCAGAUGAUCUUAGAGAGGAGGUUCUGGACUUGUUCCUUGACCUUCCCAAUUGCUGGCUCCCUGCCCUGUGGCUGUGAUCAGCCUGUGCCCUCAGACAGAGCCAGCACCCUGACAGAUGCUCCCCGUGAGCUCUCGGUCCCUGUUGAGGGGACCAGGCCUGCCUGCAGUGCUGAGAGGAGCAGUGGAGUUGGGUAGCAUCUUCAGUUAGCUCAGCCUUUUGCAUAUCAGGGAGCUCCAGUGAAGGAGCAGACGUCUGGCAUUUCGUACUGUAGAGAAAGGUGGUUGGUUGUCCUCCAGAGAUCUGGAAGUGAGCAGAACACUGGAGACAAGGUCACCCGCCUCCUGCAGCGAUACUUCUGCAAGAGGCUUCUGUUUCCACAGGCAGAGCCUGUGCCUGCCUGGCAGAGGCUGAGCAGAGCAGGAGCCCUCACUGUGCCUGCUGAUGCAGAGCUGUAGGCCCCCAGGAGCUGCCUUCUCACAGUCUGGGCUCUGCCAUGCUGAGUGCUUCUGGCUGAUGUUCUGUGUCGCAGGCAGGGCUGGGUCCUGCUGGGUCAGCUUCAGUGCUGGUGAGCAGUGGGCUCAGAACACUUUACCUCAUGCUGUGUCUGUUCUUAGAAGUGCUCUCUCUACCCUGAGCAGUGACACUGAGCAGUGUCCUCUGUGCUGCUGCUUGUCCUCGAGCCUGAGUUUUCCAAGAAGUUGUUCUUGGGUUUGAUUUCCUGCAGUAGCUCAACCUUUUUGAGCUGAGAGAGAUCAGCAGAGUUCCCUAGUUCGUGGAAAGGAAACUGGAGGAGCAGCAUUUCUGCUCUGCCAGACCCAAGCAGCUGAAGCCUUCUCUCCCUCCUAAUCCUCAAGCUGUGACAGGAGCUCCCCAGAAGGGGAGCGGGGGGAGGUGUCAAAGCACUGCUCUGCAGCCUUUCUGAUUGCAUACAUCGCUGCUAUAGGCCUGACCCUAAUUCUAUGUCUUUCAGCUAAAAAGCAAGCAGUAGGACCUUAAAUUACCUUCUCUCCAAUUGCACAAGUGGUGACAGCCGUUUUAUGAGAAGCAAGAGAGCCCCUUCCACAGUUGAAGACAGGCUUUAGGGAGAGUAGAUGGUGAGAACAAACCUUAGGAUGAGAAGGUGCUAAGCUUGAGGUUGUCUGACUUGUCUUCUAGCUGCUGUGAAAAUCCUAGUGCUUAAAAAACUUACAAGCUCUGUUUUGUUUGGUGACAGUGCCUGCAGAGAUUCUCGAUGUUUAGGGGAUUGCUCUCACUGGAGCAUGGAGACAUUUAGAUCUUUAUCAGUUUUGAGAGGCAUGAACUGCACUGAUUUGUUAAGCAAAGAAGCUGGGCUUGAAAGCAAGCUGCUCUGUAAGGAGCUGUUCUCCUCUGGGCCUUUUCGGUUGUAUUUUAUUAGAGCAUCCUUGAAGCAAGGAAUCCCUCAGCUUCUUGUGGCUCAGGCAGUAAUCUCUGCACCUCACCUGUGCAUUUAGGUGUGCAAAAGUUAGAGACAAGUCUCCUAAGGUGGCUUAUCCCUGCCUGGCCUGGCAACUGGGGCACCCUUUGGUGCCAUCAGCCACUCUAAGGCAAAGCUGUGCAGGGUGUGAUCUGGUUUGUGCCAGCUGCUCCGUUCACAUGAAUUUGUCUUAUUUGAAUAAGAAUAGGGUGGAGGAAUAGUUCAUCCCUUGUUGCUUCAAUGUAGUUGUUUUGGCUCUGUUUUUAUGGGUCUCUGUCAUUCCAAAGGUGAUGGCAGGGGAGGUUCCUGACCCUGUUAUGGUGCUAUGAGCAAUUUCUGUGUUGGUCUGUCCCCUACUGACAGGUUUGCCUCAGAAAGAGCCUUCAAACCAAGCAUGUGGGAACAUGAGAGGAUGGCAGGGGAUCACCUCUCAGGGAAUGGCAUCCUGAGGAUGGCUUUCCUCACCGACUUUGUCCAGCACCUGCCAGCCAGAUGGGUAUAAUGAGGUACCUGAUCCCAACCAGGGAAAGAAAAAGUUUGGGUUGGCUGUAGCUUUCCAGUACGGGCAUUUGAGAGAAUAUCCAAGACAUUGUUUAACUGAGACCAGUUAGAGAUGAGCCUGUCUGUGCUGCGAUGCCUUGCAGGCAGGUGAAACGUGUCCCUGUGCAGCAGUGUGGGGAGCUGGGUCAGAACAGACCCUGCCUUGAUUCAUGGAGCACUUGUGUAGAGAGGAGCAGAUGAGGCAAUUUUAAUGAAGGAAAGAUGACAUUGUUGAUUAUGUUUGCAGCCUGGAUCCAGCCUCAAUGUGGCAGUUCCAAAGGCUAUUUUAAUUACCCACUUAUCAGCCCUUCCUUUCAUACCUUUAGGCCAUUUUCCCCUGCUAUGUGUGUGACUGAAACAGCUCUGACCUUUCUGAGUAUCCCAGGUGGCAGUGAGCAGAAAGCCAAAUGAAUUCCCUUCUUGUUUUAGUGCCUUUGUCUCAGGCUUUGAGUAAAAGUCUAUUUGAAGAAGAUUUGGAUUUUUUUAAGGAGCUCUGAGUUGUUUUUUCCUUCUCCUCAAGGGACAGGCAUUCCCUGUCCUUGUGAUCAGAUGGGGACUGUCUCACUGUCCCUGGAUGCCAGCUCUGGACGUCACAGCUGAAGCAGAGAACAGUGAGUGAGUAUCUUUGGUUCCAGCCCUUCAGGUCAAUGGAAGAAAAAAAAAAAACCAAAACCUGGCAGAGGAUAGAAGAACUGGAAGAGCUCCUUCAGGUCUGGUCUACCCGAGAAAUCUCCCGAGGGCAGGAUGGAGAACUUCCAGACAGUCUGGUGCCUGCGUGUCUGUGCAGCUCAGAGCUGAGGGAGUUGCUCCUGGGUCUUGGUGGUCAUAUGGUGCUUAAAGAUUCUGGAUGCAGAGUGUGUCUUUAGGCAUCUUGCCCCCCAAAGUCACUCACUGAGGGCUUGCCCUGCGCUGUUUGGGUCCAAACAGGGAGCUCGUGCUUUGUCCCUUGGCCUCGCUUUAAGUUGAAACGGGAUUGUAACAGUCAGGGAAACACCUUGAGAUGAGAUGUCUGGGCUGAGCAGGACUGGCUGUGAUGGAAAACAGCAGAAGAAGGACCAGCAGAGCAGCUUCAGCCCUUGAUGCGAGACAGAUUCUGAGCAGCUGUGGAGUACCGAGUGUUUCAGGCUGUGUUUAGGGCACAAAUGUGGGAGAGAUCCAUCUGCUUCUUGCACUUGUGUGGCAGGGAGGGAAAUAUCCUUGCUAGAUUCCAAGGGAAAUGGGAGCUGGGCCAGCACUGAGCUAAUUUACCUACUGGUGCUUCUGCAUCUCCACAACAAAUGCCAAAGCCUGAUACAAUUCAAUGAUGCUUUUUUUAACACCAGCCUGGUCGCACGAGUCUGUCCACGCUGGCUGGUCCCAGGGAGGCUCCCAUGAGUGUUCUCACACACAACAGCCGGCAGGAUCCAGACGGAAAGGCUCGGAAAGGCGGCGCCAGGCCCAGGCUCGUGUGCUGCAGCCCCGCUCUGCGCUGCCCAGGAUCCCCAGGGAUGUGUCCCGGGAGAGGGGCAGCAGCCGUGUGGAAACGGUGCUGGGCCGGACGGGAGGGGAAAGCAGGUCCAUGUCUUCCGGGGCUCUGGCUUGCUCAGAGCUCAUUGCUGUGUAUCAAAUACUAUUUUUGGAGAGUGGGGGGAGGAUGGGGGAAGGGGGGCUGUGGCAGUCCUGUCUGUAGUCUGAUCAGUGAGAUGCUACUGCAGGUGAUUGAUAGGUUUGCAAUCUUUUUUUUUCCCCAAAAAGUGCUUUAUUUAAAAAAAAGGAAGAAAAUGACCAAAGCAGAACUGCUCCCCUUCCCCUUCCCCUUCCCCUUCCCCUUCCCCUUCCCCUUCCCCUUCCCCUUCCCCUUCCCCUUCCCCUUCCCCUUCCCCUUCCCCUUCCCCUUCCC